This is a messenger RNA of Neocloeon triangulifer, 1839 nucleotides long. RefSeq lists its product as uncharacterized. Bases 375 to 1637 code for a protein of 420 amino acids. The transcript is spliced from 5 exons. The record is from RefSeq and is a predicted model, not a curated record. Lineage: Eukaryota; Metazoa; Arthropoda; Insecta; Ephemeroptera; Baetidae.
AAUAAUUAUCACGUAUUUAGGACGAUUUUUUAUUUUUUGAUAUUAAAUUAGCAAUCGUUUUGCUUUAAUUAUUUGCAGUUGUACAAUGAAGAACAAUUAAUAAUAGAAUGAUAUGUCUGAUAACGUCAUAUCUGGCGUUGCGUUAAAUAAGUUAGGGAAAAAACAAGGAGUUUGAUAUCACAACGCGACACCAAAGUAUGACUUUAUGAAAAGUCUUAUUUUCCGUGAACAUUGUCGUCUCUAUAUUAAUAUUAUAAAGGCACAAAAUCCGAUUGUGCCAUUCUCAGCACAGCACAUACUUGCGGCAGUUGCGACGUUGCGACUCAUAAAAUCAGCUAAAUUUUGAAUUCCCUAUUCCAGCCAAAAAUCUUACAAUGAAAGGAGGCAUGGAAGAUGACUUUUUGAAUCUUCUUAAGGCUGCUGGAAUAGUAGUUGUUGGUGGAGUUUUAGUGUUUUCUUCAGGAGGAUUCACCCUGCUCGGUGCUCCGACUGUGAAAGGAGUAGCAUUUUAUGGCUUGUCAAGUACCAUAAAAAAGCUUGCUCCCUUAGCGGCCAUUACAAUCCUGUCAUCUACAUGCCCUAAUGCAGUUGCUUAUUUGACAAAUAUCACCUGUGACACAAUAUCUAAAAUUCUGCAUUCCCUAGCAAACUUAGCUAUUGAGAUUUUAAAUGCCAUUAAGGAAUGGCUUGUAACAUUACUUUCCAUGAUUGCCAAAGUCGCAAUUGAAGUUGGUUCUGGAGUUAGUGAUUUCAUUUCCGUUGUUGCUAUGAGUUUUGCUGCAUUAGAAAACAAUUCAACGAGGGGCAAUAAAAAAGCGGCACCAUGCCAAAGUGCGAGCAAUACCAAAAACAACAAAAACCAAGAGCAAAAAAAGGAAGAGAGAAACCACCUAUCGGGCGGAAAUUUCCAUUUUGACCCAAAUAAGGACAGGGACUUUACUAAUGGAAAGCCCACCUGUAAGCUGGAUGCGAGAGGUGUCAUUGCACAACUUGUAAAGGCUUUCAAAGAGGCUCGGAAGUUGAUUGAGAAUGGACUGAAGCAAAUUGAUUGUAAAAAUAGAAAAUUUGGACAUGAAUAUAUCCCAGCCAAAAAUUGGAAGGUUACAAGAGUGGACACGAUCCUGGUUCGCUGCGGCAAAACACUGAAAAGAAUGGCAUUCCCAGUUGAGAUGGUAGCCGAAGUUAAAGUUGAAAUCAGUCCAACCAAUUAUGUCGAAUACACGGCAUGCAUUAACUUGGACAACCCUAAAAUGAGUUUUGAUGGGAACGGGCCACAUGGACCCCACGUGGGCUACGACUUUGGCCGAAUUGGAGGCGAAGGACCUAGGGGUCACACAGGACACAUUUUGCUUAACUACAAUCAUCAGCUGCCCGACAGACAUAGAAAUUUUAGCAUCGAUGAAAUGAUGAUGGAGAAUCACAUUUCAGAUGAACCUCUUGAGCUUAUCGACCCGAUGGCUCUUUUAGAAGGGCGGUUUGAAGGUGAAGAAUUCCGCAUCGAGAGGAUUGAUAGAUAUGAUGGGUAUGAUGAGGACAUCAAAGAAUUUGUUUCGCUGGAAAAGCGACAGGAAGAUUAUAAGAAUAUCCUGGACGAGUUUCCAAAUCCCAAAUCGUUUGAAGGACCUGAAAAAAAAUGAAAAUGACAACUUUAAUUACCUAUUUUGUUAUAUAUUGUUGCCAAAAACACUUAUUGUAUUGUCACGGCACAUAUAAUUUCAUAUUAAGGCAUAAUAAUAAUAUGAGCAUAUUUGUAUACCUAAAUAUUAAAAUAUUCAUUUUAUUGCAGCUAAUACUGCAAUUUUAAUGGUUCCAAUAGUAAAUAAAUGUAUUUUUUUUUAA